AUUUGCGGCCGUGCUGCAACAAAUAGGAAGCCCUUGGAAGUUGGAACGCUAUCCGGUAAGGUAACCGAGUGGAAUCGGAGACUUUACGAGGAGCAGCGCCGAUUGAGCGGUCCGGGUUAGCUUUCGAGUCCAACUUUCGGCCUCCCUCUCCAUCCAUCCAAGAAGGGGAAGAACAGAAGCGGUGUAAUUUAUUCUCUCCGUAAUCUUUCCCUCCGGAAGCGAUUAUUGUAGGUCAGAGCCUUCACCUCCCACUCUCUCCCUUUUAUGACCUCGAUCUAUUUCGUUACAAAUUUUUUCUUAUUUCGGUUUCUUUCAUCUACGAUUAAAAAAUCGAUGAUAAUAUCACUCAGAAUCUCGCUGAGAUGGCUUCAAAGAUUCCACCUUUCGUCUUCUCCACGCGAUUUUUUAUCCGGAUUUCUGUAAUCUGGUGUUUUGUUUCGAUUCCACGCGGUGCCCGCGUACAAUUCUCACCAAGAAAAAGCUUUUUGCAUCAGAGAUUUUGAUCUUUGAUCCCUUGAAGAUUUGGGGCAGAAACAGAGAUUAUUCUUUUUAGAAGCUGUUCAAAGACAAAUUUUUGUCAUCUCGAAGCCAUCUGUUGUCUGGGUUUUUAGAUAUUUUCCUCUUUUCAAUUCUAGAUGCCAUGCCUGGUGAACUAAUUGUUGUUCGAUCUGUAUGUGCCGUGUAAGCUCUAUCUCUCGAUGUCCUGAACAGAUUCAAAGCUGUUUGAAUGGCUAAAGAUCCUAUCUUUCAUUCAAAUCCUCGUGGUGUCCAUGUCUUAAGAUGUUGGGGACCUCGAUCUCCAAUGGUCCCUUUUGAUAUAUACAUAUUUUUAACUUUUUUCUCAUCUUCUCUCUUCUUUGAUACACCGUAAGAUGAUGCCAUUGAGAAGUUUGCUCCAAUGGCAUCAAAAAUUCCAACUUUCCUUCUCUCCAGGCGGCUUCUGAACCAGUCUUCUUUAAAAGCUCUUCGGUUUUAUUCAAUUCCCAGUGCUGCUUGUGUUCAAAAUCCUUCUGAAACAGAUAGCAGUACUCCAAACUCUGCUGAGUUUGAAUCUGCUACCCGCUCUCUCAGGAACAGGCUCCACCCGGACAGGUUGAUCCGCAUCUUGGAUUCCACUUUGGAUUUGAACUUGGCUGUUAACAUCUUCAAAUGGGCAUCCGUUCAAAAAAAUUUCCGGCCGACACUAGAAAUUUAUACCCACAUGAUAUUGAAGCUUGGUCUGGCAGAAAACCACCAAGAAAUGGGGGAUCUCUUGAAGGAGAUGGUGAAAUUGGAUCUCCCAAAUUUAGAAGAAGCAUUGGGUUUCAUGAUUCAUUCCUUUUGCCAAAACCACAGGCUAAUAGAAGCUUUAGAAGUUUUCAAACAUGCAAAUUCGGUGAAGCGCAUAUUGUCGGUAUUGUCAUGCAAUGCUUUAUUGGGCACUUUUGUGUCAAAAAGGGGAAAUUUUCAGUCUGUGAUGUUUGUCUAUAAGGAAAUGGUGAAAGCAGGGAUUCUUCCUGAUGUUGAAACAUUGAAUUACUUAAUAAAGGCACUCUGUGAGGCUGGUCACUUGGAAUUGGCGCUAAACCAGUUUCAUAAAAUGAGCAAAAAACAAUGCGCUCCAAAUAGUCAGACAUUUGAGAUACUCAUCAGUGCUCUUUGUUCAAGCGGCAGAGUAGAUGAAUCGGUCAAGGUUUUGAAUCAGAUGUUGGACCUGGGCUGCAAACCACAUCGUGACUUUUAUGUGAGUAUCAUACCUCUAUUUUGCAGGAUUAACAGAUUCAAGGAAGGAAUUGAGUUGUUUAGAAUGAUGAAAAAUACAGGUCUUCAGCUUGAGGCGCAUCUGUACAGUAUUUUAGUUCUAUGUUUAUGUGAAAAUCAACAAUUGGAUGAUGCAGUCGAGCUUUUUGAAGAUAUGUUAGCGUCAGGCUUUUCUCCUGUGAACAGUAUGCAUGUGGAUAUUGUGAAUGGGUAUUGCAAAAUGGGGAAGCUGGGCAAAGCAAUGAGCUUUUUGGAUGGGAACAAUACCUUGGAAAUUGAACCUUAUAAUGCCUUGCUCAAAGGUUUUUGUAAUGAGGGCAGGUUCCUGGAGGCAAUUAUUUAUCUCAGAAAGAUGGCAGAUCAGGGACUAGUUGACAGGAUGUCUUGGAAUAUCAUUAUAAGGGGCCUUUGUGAGCAUGAGAAUGUUGGAAAAGCAUUUGAAGUUAUUGGUAGAAUGAUUGUCUCUUCUUACAUGCCCGAGCAGGCCACUUAUUCUGCAAUUAUAAUUGGGUACUGUAAGAUGGGUUCAUGUGAGAAAGCUUUAGAAAUGUUCCGACUGGCCUGUGUCAAUAACAUGACUUUGGAUUCAGAAUCUUGCUCAGAAUUGAUUGAGGGUUUGUGUUAUGUAAAACAAGUACAGGAGGCCAUGGAAGUGUUUUACUAUAUUACUAACAAAGGCCUUAGUCUCACCUCUAACUCACUCAAUAUGUUGAUCCAAGAAUUUUGUCAUGCUGGAAGGGUGCAUGAAGCAAUUAGACUUCAUUCUCUUGCAGUUCAUAAAGGUACUUAUUGUAUUCCAGAUACAUACACUACUAUUUUGCUUGCAUUGUUGGAUCUGAACAAAGAAAAGGAUAUAUUAGCAUUCCUUUCACAAAUGUUGGUGGAAGGCUAUAAUCUAGAUGCAAGAAUAUACUGUAUUCUUAUAUGUGGUUUGUGUACCCACAGUACAGUGAGUAUGGCCGCUCUUUUAUUCAAUCAAAUGAUUCAUGAUGGCUUCAUUCCUGAUUCCAAAACAUUUGAAACUUUAGUGUUCAGUAUGGCUAAAUUUUCUCAAUUGCAUACAGUGGUGCAUAGCUUAGAGAAAAUAAUUAAUGAAAACAGAAUACUUAGUCCCACCGUAUGUAACAUGAUCAUCCAUGGCCUCUUGAAAGAGGGCCACAGAAAUGAGGCUUGUAAGUUUCUGGACCGGAUAAUAGAGAUGGGUUGGGUCCCAGAUGCUGAGACACAUGGAUUGUUGGUUGGAAGUUUCCAUGUACAAGAAAGGGAUGGAACUAUUGGGGUAUCUGAAGCUUCUGGGAAUGACAAUGUGAGCAACAUAUUGGCUGAAGGGCUGAACAAAUGUAAUGAACACAUGGUUCAAGAAUAAUGUAACAAUAUGCUGAAGUGUCAUAACUGCAUGCACGAGCUCUCAUUCAAGUUCCAAGUGCUUCCUCUCAUCCGGGUGAACUCCUCUUGUGGAGGCCUUGACCAUCCAUUAUCUUUAGAAGCUGCAAAAGGAAGCAGCUUGCCGUCAAGAUUGCCCUUAUCCUUUGUAUCAUCAUGGAAGGCCAUUCAUGGUUAUGAGGCAAGGCAAAGGAUUACUUAUUGUUAGACAUGUAUUAUUCAACAGUUCCUUCCCCACCACUUGCUGGACGUAAACCUACAUGUCAUGGUGGUUGCUUGGAUAGCACUCCUUGAUGGAUGGAUCUGGUCAUGGAGAAGGCCUUCUUUUGCGGUCAGAUUCAAGAAAAAAUUGCCAGAUGUCAAGAGAAACAGAAAUGUAAUGGAAGAGGUGCAGUCCGAGAUAUACCAAAAGCUUUACAUCCAUGGGAGUGCCGGCUCACCAUCUCCCCAACUGGGAGAGUGGACGUCAUAAUUUGUAGUAGCUUCUCAAUUUGAAAUUUUAAACUUUAUCAGUGAUAGUUGGGGUUUUGAUGGUUGGCAUGAAUGAUUAUUAGCAGUCCAAGUGUCGAGUUAUGAUAGCUUUGAUUUCAAAUGUGGUAUGGAAGAUGUUGUCUUUACUGUGCUCUAUAUCCACCAUCUGUUUCUAUCUCUAUCAUAACUCGUCUGUUCUAUCUCUGUUGUAAACCAUGAGAAAUUUAUUUGUUAUUCAUUCUGUUUUAUUAUUUGUGCUAAGGAGGAUUUGCUGUCUGAACUCCAAUAUUGCAACUUAAAGGAUCUAUGUUGUGUAA
Elaeis guineensis (African oil palm) is the source of this 3911-nucleotide messenger RNA. NCBI's taxonomy places the organism in Eukaryota, Viridiplantae, Streptophyta, Magnoliopsida, Arecales, Arecaceae. The record is from RefSeq and is a predicted model, not a curated record.